CCCCAUGCUGCGGCUGGCACCAAGUCUCAGUGGGUCAAAGGUGAUGAGCGCGAGGCUCUGCAGAGUCUGCGGACAACAACAACAGACGAGCACGUCCUUUUGUCCCGAAAGGUCUCAAAACGGGCCAAACUGACGGAACAGGUGCAGUGCGUUCGUGCAGUGAGCUGGACUGGACGUGCUAAAAGGGAGAAGAAAUGUCAAAUCGUGUGUCAGAGUCUGUUCCCGAACGGACCUUUCAGUACCAAGACAGUCUGCCGCCACUACCGGUCCCUUCACUUCAGAGCAGUCUGUCUAAAUACUUGGAUGCAGUUCACCCGUUUGCAUCCGAGAAAGAGUUUGCAGCUACAGUGAACAUUGUGAAGAAAUUCCAAGAUGGCAUCGGCAAAGAGCUCCAUCAGAAACUUCUACAAAGAGCCAAGAACAGGAGGAACUGGCUGGAGGAGUGGUGGUUAGACGCAGCGUACUUGGAGGUCCGCAUCCCCUCUCAGUUGAAUGUAAACUUUGGCGGUCCUGCGCCCUACCUGGAACAUUUUUGGCCUCCAGAGGAGGGGACGUGUCUUCAGAGGGCCAGUAUUACCACUUGGUACUCACUGCAGUACUGGAACCUGAUCCACACAGAACAACUGGCUCCUCAGAAGUCAGGUAAAACUCCAUUCGACAUGGAUCAGUUCAGAAUGCUCUUCAAUACCUGCAAAGUACCUGGAGUGAAGAAGGACGCCAUUCAUAACUACUUUAAGACAGAGAGUGAAGGGCCGUGUCCUUCCCAUUUGGUGGUUAUGUGUCGAGGACGGAUCUUUACUUUUGAUGCAAUUCAUGACGGGCAAAUCCUCACUCCUCCAGAACUUCUCAGGCAGCUGAGUUAUGUGAAGGAGCGCUGCGACAGGGAGCCAGAGGGCGAUGGCGUUCCUGCUCUCACCUCAGAUGAGCGCACCCGUUGGGCAAAGGCAAGAGAGCAUCUAAUAAGUAUUGAUCCACACAACGAAAGCAUCCUGGAGACCAUUCAGAGCAGCCUGUUUGUCAUUUCACUGGAUGAGUCAAAACCAUUUUCCACCCCAGAGAACUACACAAAUAUGACUGCGGAAGCCCUGGCAGGAAACCCCAUCAUCCGCUGGGGCGACAAAUCGUACAACUCUAUUGUUUUUUCAGACGGCACUUUUGGAUCCACGUGUGAUCAUGCUCCAUACGAUGCCAUGGUGCUCGUGUCUAUGUGCUGGUAUCUUGACCAGGAAAUCAAAGCUGCAGAAGGCAAAUGGAGGGGCUCAGACAGGGUCAGACUGAUGCCCCUUCCUGAAGAGCUGCUGUUUACAUUGGAUGAAAAAGUGCGCAGUGACAUCAGUCAUGCCAAACAGCAGUAUUUAGAAUCGACUAAAGACAUUCAGAUUGUGUGUUACGCCUUCACAGCGUUUGGAAAAAGUGCUAUCAGACACAAGAAGCUGCAUCCAGACACAUUUGUUCAGCUGGCGAUGCAGCUAGCUUACUACAGACUGCACAAGAAGCUUGGGAGCUGUUAUGAGACGGCAACCACACGCAAGUUCUUCCAUGGCAGGACAGAGACCAUGCGACCAUGCACCCAGGAGGCUGUGAACUGGUGUAAGGCCAUGAUGGACCCCACAUGUAGCGUGAUUGAUAAGAGAAAAGCGAUGCUGCUGGCUUUUGAUAAGCACAACAAACUGAUGAGUGAAGCUCAAAACGGAAAUGGCUUUGACAGACAUCUUCUCGGGCUUUACCUCAUUGCCAAAGAGGAAGGACUCCAAGUUCCAGAGUUGUUCACUGAUCCCCUCUACUCAAGAAGUGGUGGUGGUGGAAACUUUGUGCUGUCAUCCAGCCUGGUGGGAUACACAACAGUUCUGGGGGUGGUGGCUCCCAUGGUGCAUCAUGGUUAUGGCUUCUUUUACCGCAUUAGGGAUGACAGGAUUGUGACUUCCAUCUCAGCGUGGAAAUCCUGCCAUGAGACAGACGCUCCUUCAUUGUUUAAUAACUUCUCCAGCUCCCUGCAUGAGAUGCUCCACCUGGCCACCGUGUCUCAGCUAUAAGAACGUGAAACAUUCCUGUUUUAGUUUUCACUUUCACUGUGUAAACCAGCACAAAUCAAUGCAAUCGUGCAGAAUCUGUACUGAUUAAUGGUCUUUAGAACCUGAUUUUGUUUUAUUUUGUGAAUGUUCCUCCUGACUGAACUUUCUUAGUGAUUAUAGUGUUUUUUUUGGGGAUAAUCGUAAGUAUAAAUUUUGAUUGUUUUGGUGGCAUUGAAGCCUUACGGUGGAUAAAACUAUAGGAGUAAAACAUCUACAGCACUUCUGUGAUGGACUGAAGUGUCAUUUUUUUUUGUUUAGUUUUAGUUUAUAGUAAAAAUUGUUGUGACCUGUACUUUCAUGGGGCAUAAAAUGUUUCAUAGAGUAUUUCUUUAGCUAGGAAUAUUGUAAAGGAAAUGAAUCACGGGUACCUUCUCACACAGCAAAAAAGGAAAAAAAGGGAAGAGAUGUUUUGUUUUUAAUUCUCCAAAAUGUACUAACAUGACUUUUUUAUGCCUUAAGAUGGGAUGAAAUACAACAUUUGCCUUUAGCAGGUUUGUAACUGGAAAAUAUUUUUCUCCAUUAACAUGGAUUUCUUCUUUUUUUUUAUUUUAUUUGCUUAAUCUUUCUAAUCUAGUCAGUUUUAAAGAUGGGUACACCAACACUUAAACACUAAGCUUAAUGUUUAUUUCAAGAGCUAUCCAAUGUUUGACUUCUGCAUAUUAUUUUUAAAUACUCGGUUGCACAUGAAGAAUUCACUUUCCUGCUGUUUUUUUUUUUCUUUUUAAUCCACUGAGCCAAAACUUUCUUUAGCUGCACCUUUUAUAAUCUGCAUGCUGCUCAGCUCUCCACAUACAGACAGCUGGAUGCCUUAAACUGCAUUAGAAAGUAUUAUGUCUGUGAGAAAUUGUGACUAAUGAUUUUUACAUUUGAAGCCCUACAAUUAUCAGUCUUCUAAGCUUUUGUAAACUGUUAAAUGAAUCAAGUGAUUGAUGAGAAGUGACUGUCAAUCUCUAAAUGCACUGCUGGACAUGUGAUUGUUGUGACGAUUAAAUGUAGAUGUUAUUUUUCGUUGUCCAUUAAAAUAAAAACAAAAAAACCCUU
Oryzias melastigma (Indian medaka) is the source of this 3113-nucleotide messenger RNA. RefSeq names its product carnitine O-octanoyltransferase (gene crot). The transcript is spliced from 17 exons. Lineage: Eukaryota; Metazoa; Chordata; Actinopteri; Beloniformes; Adrianichthyidae. The record is from RefSeq and is a predicted model, not a curated record. Gene Ontology annotation, molecular function: carnitine O-octanoyltransferase activity. Bases 195 to 2033 code for a protein of 612 amino acids. Gene Ontology annotation, cellular component: peroxisome.